Messenger RNA from Acanthosepion pharaonis, 2877 nucleotides. The record is from the annotation of a GenBank genome assembly. Lineage: Eukaryota; Metazoa; Mollusca; Cephalopoda; Sepiida; Sepiidae.
AUGCUGAGAACAUCAUGUCAUCACAAAACACCUUUACAUUUUGCACUAAUUUGUUUUUCUUUCCUUGAUGUUUUCCUCUCUUUCCUCCUUCUUUUCCUCUCUUUCCUCCUUCUUUUCCUCUCUCUCCUCCUCCUUUUCCUCUCUCUCUCCUCCUUCUUUUCCUCUCUCUCUCCUCCUUUUCCCUCUCUCCUCCUCUUUUCCCUCUCUCCUCCUCCUUUUCCCCUCUCUCCUCCUCCUUUUCCCCUCUCUCCUCCUCCUUUUCCCCUCUCUCCUCCUCCUUUUCCCCUCUCUCCUCCUACUUUUCCCCUCUCUCCUCCUCCUUUUCCCCUCUCUCCUCCUCCUUUUCCCCUCUCCUCUCCUCCUUUUCCCCUCUCUCCUCCUUCUUUUCCCCUCUCUCUCCUCCUCCUUUUCCCCUCUCUCUCCUCCUUCUUUUCCCCUCUCUCUCCUCCUUCUUUUCCCCUCUCUCUCCUCCUCCUUUUCCCCUCUCUCCUCCUCCUUUCCCCUCUCUCUCUCCUCCUUUUCCCCUCUCUCUCCCUCCUUUUCCCCUCUCUCCUCCUCCUUUCCCCUCUCUCCUCCUCCUUUUUCCCUCUCUCCUCCUCCUUCUUUUCCCCUCUCUCCUCCUCCUUUUCCCCUCUCUCCUCCUCCUUUCCCCUCUCUCCUCCUCCUUUUCCCCUCUCUCUCUCUCUCUCUCCUCCUCCUUCUUUUCCUCUCUCUCAGAAGGGUCAUUACUUUGGGCCCGACUUGUCCACAGAAACAGAUGUCAUGACUGACCGGCUAAAUUUAUUCACAGAUGAGAUGGAACCACCAUAUCGUACAAUCAAAACACUUUGGACUGCAUUUGCUCAGAUUGGCAUAUUGAUAACACUCUGUUUGAUUUCGUCCCUUGUUCCUUCAUUAUGUGUGUCUUGUUAUCCUGAUCCUGUGUCCAUAAUUGUCUAUUCGUAUAUAGCAGCUUGGUUUGCCAUGUUUUAUAUCAACAUUUAUAUCUACCUGCAACAUUAUCAUAUCUAUAUCUCUGGUUAUUUUGAGUUCUCGCGUCAGACCCUUUUUAUUCGACAUAUACCUUUUAUCAUCUUUACAGUUGGUGCCAUAGUAAUGAUGUUGAUAGUGCAAAUCUUCACACAGAUUGAUUGUAUACCAAGCACAAACCCCCACUGUGGGCCAUUGAAACCACCUUAUUACCUGGAAGCCUUGAUAUUUCUGGAGUCUCUCAUUGCUGCUGUAUGGCUAGUAAAGUACACCUAUAAAGUGAUUCAUUUCAAUCAAGCCAAAAAAAAUCCUGACACAAUUGAAGAAGAUAAUAUGCCAAGUGGAGCUCCUUAUUCCCGAGAUAUUCAGGACAUUGGAGAACGGGGACUUUCUUUCAGUGAAAAGUUGUUGGAGAGGCAAGCAGAUAUGAUUUCUUCUCCUUUUCCUCGUCUCUUCUUUCUUCUCCUUUUCCUCGUCUCUUUUCUUUCUUCUCCUUUUCCCCUUCUCUUUUCUUCUUCUCCUUUUCCCCUUCUCUUUUCUUCUUCUCCUUUUCCCCUUCUCUUUUCUUCUUCUCCUUUUCCCCUUCUCUUUUCUUCUUCUCCUCCUUUUCCCUUCUCUUUUCUUCUUCUCCUCCUUUUCCCUUCUCUUUUCUUCUUCUCCUCCUUUUCCCCUUCUCUUUUCUUCUUCUCCUUUUCCCCUUCUCUUUUCUUCUUCUCCUCCUUUUCCCCUUCUCUUUUCUUCUUCUCCUCCUUUUCCCCUUCUCUUUUCUUCUUCUCCUCCUUUUCCCCUUCUCUUUUCUUCUUCUCCUCCUUUUCCCCUUCUCUUUUUCUUCUUCUCCUCCUUUUUCCCCUUCUCUUUUCUUCUUCUCCUCCUUGUCCCCUUCUCUUUUCUUCUUCUCCUCCUUUUCCCCUUCUCUUUUCUUCUUCUCCUCCUUUUCCCCUUCUCUUUUCUUCUUCUCCUCCUUUUCCCCUUCUCUUUCUUCUUCUCCUCCUUUUCCCUUCUCUUUUCUUCUUCUCCUCCUUUUCCCCUUCUCUUUUCUUCUUCUCCUCCUUUUCCCCUUCUCUUUCUUCUUCUCCUCCUUUUCCCCUUCUCUUUUUUCUUCUCCUCCUUUUCCCCUUCUCUUUUCUUCUUCUCCUCCUUUUCCCUUCUCUUUCUUCUUCUCCUCCUUUUCCCCUUCUCUUUUUCUUCUUCUCCUCCUUUUCCCCUUCUCUUUUCUUCUUCUCCUCCUUUUCCCCUCUCUUUUCUUCUUCUCCUCCUUUUCCCCUUCUCUUUCUUCUUCUCUCCUCCUUUUCCCCUUCUCUUUUCUUCUUCUCCUCCUUUUCCCCUUCUCUUUUCUUCUUCUCCUCCUUUUCCCCCUUCUCUUUUCUUCUUCUCCUCCUUUUCCCUUCUCUUUUCUUCUUCUCCUCCUUUUCCCCUUCUCUUUUCUUCUUCUCCUCCUUUUCCCCUUCUUUUUUUCUUCUCCUCCUUUUCCCCUUCUUUUUUCUUCUUCUCCUCCUUUUCCCCUUCUCUUUUCUUCUUCUCCUCCUUUUCCCCUUCUCUUUUCUUCUUCUCCUCCUUUUCCCCUUCUCUUUUCUUCUUCUCCUCCUUUUCCCCUUCUCUUUUCUUCUUCUCCUCCUUUUCCCCUUCUCUUUUCUUCUUCUCCUCCUUUUCCCCUUCUCUUUUCUUCUUCUCCUCCUUUUCCCCUUCUCUUUUCUUCUUCUCCUCCUUUUCCCCUUCUCUUUUCUUCUUCUUCUUCUCUUUUCUUCUUCUUCUUCUCUUUUCUUCUUCUUCUUCUUCUUCUUCUCUUUUCUUCUUCUUCUUCUUCUCUUCUUCUUUUCUUCUUCUUCUUCUUCUUCUUCUUCUCUUCUUCUUCUUCUUCUUCUCUUCUUUAUAUUUCUCUUCACACACACACACACACACACCUCCUGA